UGUGUCCCUCCAGCCUACAAGACCCCCGACAAGCUGCAGCAGGCGGCCCUGCCCCUCCUGUCCAACGCCGACUGCAUGAAGUUCUGGGGCAGCAGGAUCACGAAUGUGAUGGUUUGCACGGGUGCCAGCGGCGUGUCCUCCUGCUCGGGCGACUCUGGGGGCCCCCUUGUCUGCCAGAAGGCUGGAGUCUGGACCCUGGUGGGCGUCGUGUCCUGGAGCAGCAGCGUCUGUUCCACCUCUGUUCCUGCUGUGUACGCCCGCGUCACCGAGCUCAUCCCUUGGGUUCAGGAAAUACUUGCUGCCAGCUGA
Mustela lutreola (European mink) is the source of this 309-nucleotide messenger RNA. RefSeq names its product chymotrypsinogen B-like. Gene Ontology annotation, biological process: proteolysis. The annotation marks the transcript as partial. The record is from RefSeq and is a predicted model, not a curated record. Gene Ontology annotation, molecular function: serine-type endopeptidase activity. The transcript has 2 exons. Lineage: Eukaryota; Metazoa; Chordata; Mammalia; Carnivora; Mustelidae.